Molecule: messenger RNA, 1061 nt
Organism: Juglans microcarpa x Juglans regia
Lineage: Eukaryota; Viridiplantae; Streptophyta; Magnoliopsida; Fagales; Juglandaceae
Product: polyadenylate-binding protein-interacting protein 5
Exons: 3
Coding region: 185-778 (197 amino acids)
Molecular function (GO): ubiquitin binding
Source: RefSeq, a predicted model, not a curated record
AUACUGAAAUACCCCCACCCACGUAUCCCCUUCGAUCAUUCAUUUUCCAUUUUCUUGAGCGCUCCGGGCUGACCGGUCUGUAACACUAUUCGGGUUUUCAUCGCUCUUUCAAUUUUGAUCGCUCUCAUUUUCUCCUUAGAAGAUUGAUUCUCUUCGUGAUCUUUUGCUUUUAUGAAUUGAAGCCAUGAAGCCAUCUUCUCUGAAUCCAUAUGCAGAGUCAUACAUUCCGCUCUCCAAGAGAGAUGCAAAUGAUAGCACUUACGUGACAGCAAGAGUCUCUAAAAUUGACAAUGAGUGUGUCCAGUUUGGAGGCCCUGUGCAGCUCCAUCACAAAGCUUCUAUUGACUCUAAGUUCCACGGUACUGAAAAAGUCCCCAGUCCUGAAUUUUUCACAUUGAAGAGCCAACCUGUCCAUGGGUAUGGCCCAUCGGCACAAAAUGUGAAUCAAGUGUCAGAUAAGCAAAUAUCUGAUGAAGAAUAUGACAUUGAUUUGGAAUAUCUUCAGAUGUCAUUUCCUGGUAUAUCUGUUCAGUCCCUUAGUGAUGUCUAUUUGGCAAAUAAGGGUGACUUGGAAGCGACUACCGACAUGCUGAACCAACUUGAGUUCUAUUCUCUUGAGACUUCUGAAAUUCUACCAGACACUUUGGACAUCGGUGAUGUUUCAGAAUUUGGAUCUUCAGCUGAUUAUGCAUCACUGAAACUGAAGAAUAUAGAGGGUGAAGCCAAUGCUAUUGCUGCUGCUUCAUCUAGUUCCAAGGGCUCCGUAACUAUCUCCUGAUUGACUUUGUGAACAACAAUCACAAUUGUUUUUGUUGGCAUAUUUGGUCUUGUAGAUAAGCCGUAUACAAAUAUGGGAUCUUCCUUGGAGACAGUAGAACACCAGUCGAGAUGUUUGUAAAGUUCUCAGCAGCUUGUUAUUCACUUCUCUCUUUUCUUUCUAAGGUUCUUUUUCUCCUCUCUUUUUUUUUUUUUUCUGUUUGAAGGGCCAGAUACCCCUGUGCAGAGUUAGUGUGCUGGUGUCAGUUCUUUUGAAAUGAAAGUGAUCUUUGUUGUUUUGUUUC